CUGCGCUGGCAGCAAGCUACGUGUACACAAAGCUUACAGUUCUCGAAUGCCAGACAGAACUCUCAAAGUCUUGGUCAUAGUAAAACCCUAUUUAAAACGCGAUACAUAUAUGUGGGAAUCAACGGGAGAAAAGACAAUUACAUUUGACUUUAUUCUGUUGAUCAAUAUUUGAGGAACAAGAUGAAGAUCAACGUGAAAGUACGGGGAGAAUGGAUCCUUAUUCCUUGUAAAGACAACAACAACACGAUAUCAUGGUUGGGAAAGGAAACGCUUUCACGAUACCGUUCUAUGAAACAAUACGAUGAAGAAGAUGAUGUCUCCGAAGUCAGGAAAACUCAAGGAGGAAGUUUGCUCUAUCCAGAUGACCUACUUGUUGAUAUUCUGGAUGAAAAUGAUUUCGUCCAUAUCGUGUUGAAGUCAGAUCUGGCCAACAAGACAUGUCAAACUUCAUUCGACGGGAAUGGUUUGAAUGGAGGAUUUUCACCAGACUCUUCACAAAUAUCAAGUACUGGUGGGGCAGAUUCUCGUGAGGUCCUCUAUCUGGACGGAGGUAGUUUGACCUCUGAUGACCUUGUUAAACUUGGGAAAGGUCAAUAUCAGAUCAAGGUAUCACCAGUUGCUUGGGAAAAAGUAGCAAAGGCUAGAGAGCUUGUGGACAACAUCCUUAAAGAAAACAAAGUUGUUUAUGGCAUCAAUACUGGCUUUGGGAAGUUUGCUCGAGUUGUGAUUGAACCUGAUAAACUGAAGGAACUCCAAGAGAAUUUGAUUCGUUCACAUUGUGUUGGUGUUGGUAGACCCCUAUCCCCAGAACACACCCGGAAGUUGCUAGCCCUGCGGAUUAACAUCCUAUCCAAGGGAUUCAGUGGCAUCUCAGUUCAAAACCUGGAGAAACUCAUUGCUGCAUUUAAUGCUUCCUGUCUGUCUGUGGUGCCAUGUAAGGGAACAGUAGGAGCUAGUGGUGAUCUAGCUCCAUUAUCACACCUUGCGCUAGGCAUGAUGGGAGAAGGAAAGAUGUGGAGUCCAAAGAGUGGAUAUGCUGAUGCCAAAGAUGUUCUGAAAGCACAUGGUUUGACUCCAAUAGAACUUGGACCUAAAGAGGGCUUAGCUCUGAUAAAUGGCACUCAACUUAUUACUUCACUUGGAGCAGAAGCUGUUGAACGGGCAUAUGCCAUUGCUCAACAAGCUGAUGUGAUAGCUGCCUUAACCCUUGAGGUCUUGAAAGGAACAACCACUGCCUUUGAAAGUUGUAUCCAUCGUACUAGACCUCACAAGGGACAGAGAUUGGUUGCUAAACGAUUCCAAUCUAUUCUUCAUUCUGACGUUCAUCCAUCAGAGAUAGCUAUCAGCCAUCGGUUCUGUGAUCGGGUCCAGGAUGCAUACACCCUCAGAUGCUGCCCUCAGGUUCAUGGAGUGGUGUGGGAUACAAUUGAAUUUGUCAAAGGCAUCUUGACCACCGAGAUGAAUAGUGCUACUGAUAAUCCUAUGGUGUUUGCAGACCAACACGAGAUACUGUCUGCAGGUAACUUCCAUGGAGAGUAUCCAGCCAAGGUACUGGACUAUCUUGCUAUUGGGAUCCAUGAACUGGCAAGCAUUAGUGAACGUCGUAUUGAGAGACUCGUCAACCCUCAUCUGAGUGAGCUUCCUGCAUUCUUGACCAAAGAAGCAGGUCUUAAUUCAGGUUUCAUGAUCGCACACUGCACUGCAGCAGCAUUGGUAUCAGAGAACAAGGUAUUGACUCACCCAAGCUCAGUUGAUUCUCUAUCUACCAGUGCUGCUCAGGAGGAUCAUGUCUCUAUGGGAGGUUUUGCUGCAAGAAAGUGCCUUGAAGUCGUUGAGCAUGUUGAACAAGUACUUGCUAUUGAGCUGAUGUGUGCCUGUCAAGGUAUAGAAUUCCUGCGACCACUGACCAGCACUGCACCUCUUGAGGCUGUUCACAAGCUGGUUAGGAGCGUUGUACCACCUCUCGAGCGUGACCGUCAUCUUUCACCCGACAUGGAAGUCAUUACCAACCUACUCCGAGAAAAUAAGGUUUGGGAGGUGGUGAAACCAUACAUGGAUACUUACGAGUCUGAACAGCUUAAAGAGACCAAGGUCCAUUCCCCAACAUCUAGCAUUCUUGGGAAAACUACUCGCUCUAACAAACGUAAGCGAACCAAGAGCUUCAGCAAAGCAGAAAAGGCCUAAAAGAUGGAGACAAAUAUGCCAUGUCAUGUCUAAAACCAUGUUUCAUCAGAUUAUUUGACAUAACAUUGAUAGUAAAUACAUUUUCCUGUACUUAAAUAAUUUGCUGCUUUUUAAAUAUAUCAUCUUUGUAAGAAAUAAACUCCCUGUUGAUAACUUCUCUUCUGUGUGUUUUUUUGUCCAUAGUUAUGAUACAUAUAUAUGCAUACUUGAUGCAUUCCAAUUUUACAUUUAAUGCAAUAGUUUGCCAAAUAUUUUGUAAAACAAAACCAGAACAUAUUUCCAUUCUUGUUUGAUGCAUGUAACAAGAUUUGUGUACAUGUACCUUAAUGUCUUCCAAUUCAUGUUAUGGAUAAAAGCAUGCUGCCAAAGAAGUAUAUUGUGAUUUUUCUCUUCCAAAAAUAUAUUGUAAAUUUGCAAUAAUAAAUGUUUAUAAAAGAACAAGGCUGAAGAAUUGGCUGAAAACAUGUGCAGGUGUACAUAGAAGGCUAUAUAAAAGUGUACGAUGGCUGAAAACAAAUGCAGGUGUACAUAGUAGGCUAAAAAAACAAUGUACGUUGGCUGAAACAAGUUCAGGUCUACAUAGAAGGCUGACAAAAUAAUGUACGAUGGCUGAAAACAAAUGCAGGUGUACAUAGAUAGAAGGCUAAAAAAAUAGUGUAAGAUGGCUGAAAACAAGUACAGGUGUACAUAGAAGGCUGAAAAAAAAAUGUGUGAAACAUAAAUAACUACGUGUAGCAAAGAAUGUUUAAAACUUUUUGAGGAAAUAUUUUCGUUUUGUUCGACAUUUCGUCUAGAAAUAUAUCUGAAUAUUAAAAUUCUUAGGCUUAGGAUCGAGGAAUAAGCUGAAGUAGAGUAUGUGUGCAGAAAAGCUUGAAAUUAAUUUAGGAAGCCUAUCAGAUUAUGUAGUACAAGAUUUUUACAAUUUAUUUUGCUUAAAUUGGCUGAAUGAUUGCUUGUCAAUUGCAUUUUUUCUGAGGUUAAUUUUAUAUAUUGAUCUCUUGAUAUGCUAAAGGAUAUGAAAACUCAAACUAGAACAAAACAAUGCAGAGCUAUUAGUGAUAAAAACAUGUUUAUUUCUCCUUUACUUUGAAAUCCUGGACCUGCCACUGAUGCAUUAUUACUAUAUACUGUAUUCAUGUGAAUAAAAAAUGCAAACACAGCCAGUUGAAUUAUGGAUUGAUGCUUAUAAAAUUACAUUAUCAUCAUUAAGUUAUGUAAUGAUAAAAUGCAUUAUUUGUCACAUAUGUCUUUUGUUUGAAAAUUGUUAUAACACUCCAAGGUUUUUAGCAGUGCAGUGAUUGGUUAAAAUGAGUCAUCUUCAUUGACAUUGAAAAUGUCUAUAAAUAUGGGAGAGUGUAAACAAAUCAAUGGCUUGUGGAGAAAAUUCUCUGAAACAAAAGUGAGUUUUGAAGUGACAAUUUCUUGGGUUUGCAUUGAUCAUAUAAGGAUGGUUUAAGGGAGAUUUAGUGUUAGGAAGAAGUGGGGCCUAUAGAAGUUGAAAUAUUACUACCUUUAUAUCAAUGACUUGUAAAUGUAUAAUCAUAUUAACAGUUGGCUUUCAGUUAGAUUCUCUUCAAUGAAAUUUUGAAUGUAUAAUUAAAGUAUAAUUGAUAUAUAUUACUGUCCAAAUGAGAUUAUUUGAACUACAAUUUUUAUUGAUAUUUUGAAUGUGCUGUUUUUAAGAGUUUAAUUUGUUAUUUGAUAUGAUAACAUUCUUAUUUGAUUUUUUUCUAGCUUUAAUAUAUUUUUUAUUUAAUUCAUCCAACCUCAAAAGUGAAUGGGCGAGUUUCAUCAAGAUGGGCAAUUCAAUGUUGGGCUAUAACAAACUUCACAUCUAGGGUCUGUGUAUUUGUAAAUAUUCUCUUGAAACGUGAACUGGCAGUCAUUUUAAAGCCUAUUUCCUUGAAUAUGUGUACUUAUGCGCAUUCAAAAAUCAUUAUGUUAUCAAUUGAAGAUUUUCAUCAACUUGUAUUCAUUCCAAUUCAAGUUUAAGUGCCUUCCUGCUAAUUUCCGCAGAACUAUUUUUCAGCAUUCAGUUUGUUACAAAUUAUGAAUUGUGAUUUGUAUUCAAGAAAUCUGUAUUCAAAGUUGUGUGUCAAAAAAUGAUCAUUUGAUGUGAAUUAUAUUCUUUCAAUUUCAGC
Messenger RNA from Lytechinus variegatus (green sea urchin), 4325 nucleotides. RefSeq names its product histidine ammonia-lyase-like. Bases 181 to 2184 code for a protein of 667 amino acids. NCBI's taxonomy places the organism in Eukaryota, Metazoa, Echinodermata, Echinoidea, Temnopleuroida, Toxopneustidae. Gene Ontology annotation, cellular component: cytoplasm. The record is from RefSeq and is a predicted model, not a curated record. The transcript has 20 exons. Gene Ontology annotation, molecular function: histidine ammonia-lyase activity. Gene Ontology annotation, biological process: L-histidine catabolic process.